GACAAUAGGAGCAUUUGAGUUCCAGCAGCAGAAACAGAUGAGAGAGACCACUAAGUCUGGAGCACUCGGACAGGCAACAUUAGGAAAACCAGGACCGUGUGUAUGAUGCGAUGCCCGGAUCUUGGCUGAUGAGUUGGCUUCGGAUGUUUGGGAUUGUACUGGGCUUCUUCUGUUUUUCAGCUUUGCUGAAGGCAGCUCCCGAGUUUUCAGGUUACUUACAGAAGAUUUUGAAAAACCAUACUGCCCACGCCUGUGAUAGGGAGCAGAUGACAAUAAUUUGCCCCCACAGAACUUCCAUUAGUAUCCUUUCUGCAUUCUAUGGACGCCGAGUGCCCAGUCAAAACCUAUGCCCAACCACAGAAGACCUCUCCUUGGAAAGCACCGAUUGUGUGUCUGCCACAGCCCACCAGAAAAUGAUGGAUGAGUGUCAGGACCAGCGAUGGUGUCAUUUCUCUGUUCAUAGCCAUGUGUUCGGCCCUGAUCCGUGCCCAGGUACGCACAAGUACUUGGUGGUCUCCUACAAAUGCAGACCAGCCAACCAUCGCCUCAAGACUGUGUGUGAAAACGAAAAACUGAGACUGCAGUGCCGGAACAAGUCCAUCCUAGCUAUUUACUCUGCCAUCUAUGGGAGGCCUUUGCGAGGAAAGCCAGAAUGCGAAUCGGUGAACAGGACGGGACCUGACAUAGUGUGUCUGGCUCCUGAUGCCUUGAGGAGAGUUUCCCGGAGGUGUCACAAGAAGGAGAACUGCACCAUUGUUGCUGAUAAAGCCACUUUCGGAGACCCCUGCUUCCCUGGAGUGAAGAAACAGCUGAGAGUCUCCUAUACUUGCGUGCCAAGGCAGCUGCUGGAAGAGGUGGGCCGCAACUCCCAAGAAGACCCUUUCUUAAUCUCAGACUACACACAUGGUGGCUGGUACACUGGGCCGAGGCUUUCCAGGCUCCAAGAAAAUCUGAUGAUAUUUACUAGCUCUCUGGAAACUUUUGCCCUUUUCUGGGGCGUCCCUGAGAAGGUGGGCUUUUAUUUCCUGUGCGGAGUCUCGGGAGGCCUGGUGUUCCUCCUCCUCCUCUUUGCACCCAAAGUGGCCUUCCUCCAGGAUUUAAAGGAGGCUUUCAAAGCUGCAGAGUUGAGCGAAAGCUUAGAGCUGGAGACCACCAAGCUGCAGAAUGAGCAGGAUGACGAGAACCACGACGACAGCUCCUCCGACUCCUCCUUCCGCCGCCUCACUUGCACCUACCGCAACUCCAACAAUAUAUUCGGGCCAGAGCUCACUGCGGCCCUGGAAGGAGCAGCAGACCAUAUGGGCCACGAGGGAGAUGAGAUCUGGAUACCCAAGGAGUCCAGCCCAUAUGCCAUCCACAAAAUUAAGUCUGCUACCAAAUGAGAGAGAACUUGCCAAUGGGAACAAGGUCAGAGCUGUCUGUUGUAAGCGGAGGUGGACUGAGCUCAAUGGCUUCGUAGAAUUAUAGGAUCAUAGAAUCACAGAGUUGAAAAGGAUCCCCAAAAGUCAUUUAGUCCAACCCCCUGCAAUGCAGGAAUCACAUCUAAAGAAUCCCUGUUCCCUGACAGAUGGCCAUCCAACCUGUUUAAAAACCAAUGAAUUAAGAGUCCACCAUCUUCCGAGGUAGUCCAUUCCACUGUCCAACAGCUCUUACUGUCUGAAAGUUCUUCCUAAUGUUUAGUUGGAAUCUCCUUUAUUGUAACUUUAAUCUGUUGGUUUGGGUCCCAACCUCUGGAGCAAGCAGAAAACAACCUUGCUCCUCCAUCUUCCACAUCACAGCCUUAUAGAUAUUUGAAGAUGGCUGUGAUAUCACCCUUCAGUUUUCUCUUCUCUAGACUGAUCAUACCCAACUCCCUCAACUCCUUACAAUAAAGGAGAUUCAUAAGGUUUCCAGACCCUUUUAUCACUGGGGCUUUGUGAAGUUGGCUUUGUUAUCUCCUUUUCCCAUUCCAAAGUAUUUGGGGGCAAGGGAUUAGAAAUGUAAAAUAAGUGAGUAUAUUAUGAAUAGGUCCCCAUUUGCACCUACAUUUAAAGCAGUAGCCGUGUUGGUCUGGAUCGAAGUAAAAUAAAAAAAUUCCUUCAGUAGCACCUUAAAGACCAACUAAGUUUUU
This is a messenger RNA of Zootoca vivipara (common lizard), 2110 nucleotides long. Its product is annotated as protein eva-1 homolog C. NCBI's taxonomy places the organism in Eukaryota, Metazoa, Chordata, Lepidosauria, Squamata, Lacertidae. Gene Ontology annotation, molecular function: carbohydrate binding. The record is from RefSeq and is a predicted model, not a curated record.